CCUAUUUGUUGACACUCGACGAAAUUUUGACAACGCAGCAGCGUAAAGUUAUCUCAAAUUUUAAGUGAAAAUAUGGUCAGAAAAAGAGGAACAGAUUGAAGUAAUCCUGUCUUGAUUAUAUAGAAGUGAUAAUAACAGAUAAUCAAGCAAAAUCUGAGUUUUUGGUUGAAUUACAAACAUCUUUGAAGUCAGGAGAACUAAAGUAGUAUUCUAGAGAGACAAGAAUCUUGAUAUGAAAAAAACGUUCCAUUACGGUAAAUCGUAGGGAGAAAUAAUAUUAAAGGACAGCCAUGUUUAAGUCCAAGAAGAAGUCGAAGCUGCCCGCGAGGCCCAUCCCGCCCUCUUGGGAGGAGAUGGAGGAGGACCUUCGCGUCGUGGCCAAGGAGGACUUCAUCUUCACCCUCAAGGCCGAGUCGGAAGAAAAGGAGGAAAUUGAGAAGGUCAGCAAUGGAGCAGAAGAAGGUGAAGAUGUCACAGAGGCACAUAUCUUUGCACAUGCUGUCACAUUUGUGGAGAAGAAUGAUGAGCUAGUACACAACAUGAGGCGCUUGGAUGAGGCCAGAGAAAAGCUGGAGGAUGUUAGCAGCAGCCUAGAGAAGACCGUGGCCAAAGUGAAAGAGCAGGCGCUGGUGGCCAUGGAUGGAUACUAAAGAGCUUGUUUAGAGGAAUAUGGUUAUUAAAUAGAUAUGGCACAAUUAAAGAUUUUGCUCUAAGGCAGAAUUAGAUUUUUUUCUUUAUGUAUUAAGAAAACAAACUUAUUUCAGUGCUAGUUAUUUAUUUUGUUAUGUCAUGGUAUAUUGAUUUUAUUUGUAUAGACAAAUAGAGGCAAUUAGGAAAAUACUAUUUAUGUUUUUGUUUAAUGUUUGCAGUGUAAAACAUUUUGCUUUUGCUUAUUUAUAAUAAAAGAUAUACAUGU
Molecule: messenger RNA, 916 nt
Organism: Penaeus chinensis
Lineage: Eukaryota; Metazoa; Arthropoda; Malacostraca; Decapoda; Penaeidae
Product: UPF0449 protein C19orf25-like
Exons: 2
Coding region: 291-650 (119 amino acids)
Source: RefSeq, a predicted model, not a curated record